Messenger RNA from Paramuricea clavata, 5206 nucleotides. NCBI's taxonomy places the organism in Eukaryota, Metazoa, Cnidaria, Anthozoa, Malacalcyonacea, Plexauridae. The record is from the annotation of a GenBank genome assembly.
AUCAAGCAUACAACUCAUCUACGACAACUUAAGCAAGUUGUGUGCUUGACUUACACAGUACAACUCAAGUUGUAAGCAAAAAUUGUAAUGUAUAAGCCGAUUUGAACUACACAACUAUGUCCAUAACUGUCGCAUGCAACCUGCUUACAACGUAAGUUGUAUUGUGUAAAUGAAGCACACAACUCAUCUACGAUACCACAGACAAGAUCUGUGCUUGCUUCACACAAUAUGCGACAGUUUUAGACAAAAGUUGCCUAUAGUGUAAAUACCAAUUUGUACAAUUCUAUAUUCUAGGAGUAAAUAAUGUCGUUAUCAAGACAAGCCAAAAAACAUCUAUCAAUGACCUUUGUAAAAUUGGAAGAACUGGUCACGUGUGGUUUGUGCGAUGAAUUGCUAAACAACCCCAAAGUAUUCCCGUGUCUUCAUUCGUAUUGUUAUGAAUGCAUCGUGAAACUUUCUCAGCUUCAAUGUCGCUUGGUGUGCCCAGAAUGCCAAGUUCCAGUGGAGGUGAGAUCAUUUAUUUAUCAUUAAUUGUUUCAGUCAGGACCUUUCUUAAGAACUCGUCUGUAAGCGGGGGGUGGUCAUACUAUACUGCAUGUGGAAAGAUGACAGAUGAUUGUUGGAUCCUAUCAAGUGUAAUAGUAGAGGGGACAGGGGGAAUUCUCCCCCUGAACAAUUCAAAUUGAUAGGGUAUGUCUGGGGGUAUUCUCCCCAAGAAAAUGUUGUAUUCCUGCACCCCUACGACAGCAUUUCGUGCAUUCACUGAAACAGAUUUUUGAAUAUUACAGCGGUGCAUUAUACUAUAUAUAGUGUGAAUCUUCGCCUUCGGUCACUAACGUUUUAGCCUGGCCUUCCAACAACUCAAAUCUAUAGGGUCUGGGAUAUGCUAUCCACAUGGAAAUGUUUAAAAUAUAAGGUAUUUACAACACAAUGUUUAGUAUUCUUAAAAAGACAUUGAAUCAUUUGAAGAUAUAAAGACAGGACAUAAGAUUCACAAAGCAAAUUUCAGUUAGUAUAUUAUAAACCUUCCUUCUAAAUUCCAUUUGUCUUCGCUGGAUAUAGAUAAACAGAAAGAUAAACAGAAAGUAAAUUUUAGGCUUUGUCCUUGUUUAACAAAGUCGAUUUCAAUUGUGUUACGUUUGUCUACCACUAAGUAAUGAAAAAUUAUUGUUAAUAUUUUUUAAAUUUUUUGUCCGUUUUUUCCUUCUUUUAUUUCAAAUACAAGUAUAGUUAGCAUAAAUUUUAAAGCAAAUUUGAAUGCUCGGAAUGCAGGAAAUGACAUUGAUUUCCGUGCUUCAAAUUUCAAACAUUUUCUGAGGGAGUAUGCCCACAGAUUCCUCUAUUCAUGCGUAGUAUAUGUCGGCCAUACACGUGGCCUUCAGCCAUUGCUAUCCCCCUCUAAUAUAUUAUCUCACCGAAAGGUAUCUUUUCAAAAAAUCCCCCCCCCCCCGGGAAAAUCCUUAAAAAGGCCCUGACGCACAUACACACAUUAUUCAGUUUUCAGUAACCUAUUGUACAGUAGACUAUUUAUCUUUACAACAAUUGUAUAAUCACUUUCCUAACUAUGUUAAUCUUAGCACGCCCUGUCAAAUUUACCCGUGGGACGAAUCCAUGGGAAACCCACAACGUUCGGCAGAGGGUCGACUGACUCUUCAUAUGAGGUGAAAGGUGGUUGCCCUAAAGACUGCGCACAUUAAUUAACAAUUAGUGAAUGAGGUUGAGCACGAUAUGAAGAAUUAUCAAGCCCGAAGUUUGCCGUUAUAACGGCAAACUUCGGGCUUGAUAAUUCUUCAUAUUGUGUGAAAACCGAAUUCAAUAAUUGUUUUAUUAUUUAUUUAAAAAAUUCAAAAUAAACGAUCAUCCAUUUGUUCGCCCGCGUUAAUAAUCAGCCAAACAAGAAUUAGGAAAAGUGUUCUUGCCGUGGUUUGUGUCUUAACUAUCUGAAACAGAUAUCCCAAACGUGGAAGUCCUGUGUAGGUUGUAUUCUAUACAAGCUGCCAUGGGUUGUGUCUGAACUACCUGAAAAUAAUAUCCCAAACGUGGAGGUCCAGUGUUGGUAGUAUUGUAUAAUAAAGAGGUCCAGUGUAAGUAGUAUUCUAUACAAUAGUAGAUGGGUAUUGUAGAUGGAAAUUAUUGAGUGGAAAUUUAUAUAUAUUUGUUAAACCUAACCAGGAACAGUUGCGAAAAAUAAGACUUUAAGUCCCUGGCAGGAAUCCAAGCUGCGGCCCUGCCUAUAUCUAAAAUAUCCCAUAACCUAUGCAUGUGGUAAAACCCUAGUAUAAACAUGCAUUUGUGGUUAGAGCUCGACGUACAAAUGUAGCUCAGUUGGUCAGUUCAAUUUCUGCUGGGCAUUUAAAGUUGCAUUUUUCGCAGCUGUUCCUGAUUUGGUCAAACAAAUGUAUAUUAAUUUCCACUCGAUAAUUUCCAUCCACAAUACCUUCCACCAUUGUUCAAUCGAGUGAGAUGCCAAAAAAAAUCAUGAACUGCCUGAAAAACUCUGUAACGUGGUGGUCCACCAGGUCUUUUUAUCGCACAUAUAAUGUUUUUUUCUGUGACAUAUAAAUAGAAUUAUUAUUUAUUUAAAAAAUUCCUGGUUUCUGAUUGGCUAACAGCCAGCUGUUAAAUUGUCAUAUCAACUCAAUGGCUAACCAAAUCUGGAUUUUUCACAUUCAUAAUAGCAAAAUGACGUCAACGAGUCAAUAUGAAAAAAAUUUGGACGCGUUUGCGCCAUAUUACUAUGACGACGACAAUCAUAUUGACUCGCUGACGCCAUCGAUAUGACGACGACGACUGCAGAAGGACUAAAGAAUUGUUUUUUUCUUAAUAAUACAAGUAAAAUACAAAUGGCUUCUUCCACUGAAAGGUUCGCCAACCUUGGCGAAGCCGAAAUUCAAAAAUUACUGGAAGAUAAAGAUUCGUUAAAUACAAAAAGAUAAACAAAACCUUCUAGAAUACUGUAGGUUAUGGGAUAUUUUAGAUAUAGGCAGGGCCGCAGCUUGGAUUCCUGCAAGGGACUUAAAGUCUUAUUUUUCGCAACUGUUCCUGGUUAGGUUUAACAAAUAUAUAUAAAUUUCCACUCAAUAAUUUCCAUCUACAAUACCCAUUUACUAUUGUAUAGAAUACUACUUACAUUGGAACCUCUCUAUUAUACAAUACUACCAACACUGGACCUCCACGUUUGGGAUAUUAUUUUCAGGUAGUUCAGACACAACCCAUGGCAGAUUGUAUAGAAUACAACCUACACAGGACUUCCACGUUUGGGAUAUCUGUUUCAGAUAGUUCAGACACAAACCACGGCAAGUUGUUAUAAAGUGCUUUCUACACUGGACACUGCAUUCUGAUUUACGAAUAUCAUUUUUCGGUACAAUCCAAAUAAACCCGUAGCAGCUCACUUUAUAGUAUAGCCAUGCACUACCUAAAGUGAUUGUCAAUCAUGUUAUAUUUGUGCUUACUAUACCAAUCUUGCAUUAUAAGUCAUAAUAACAUUGAUUCAUUUUACCAGAUUGGUAAUCCACCUGAUCUUUCCAUCCUACCGACAAAUUUCUUCGCCAACAACGUUUUGGCGACACUGAGUUUGGGCGACAACGACGAUGCUCCAGCUUUGUUAUGCGACAACUGCGAAGACGCAGAGAAGCCUGUGGAAAAACGCUGCAAAGAUUGCUUGCAAUUCCUGUGCGGACCAUGCGCCGAAUUUCACCAAAUUUCAUGUGAUACGAAGGAUCAUGUUCUACAAUCGAUAGACGAGUUGAAAAACAACGAACCGGCGGAGAACGCAAGGCCUCUGAAGUGCAGUAAACAUCAUGAACUCAUUAAAUUUUACUGCGACACGUGUCAGAAAACAAUCUGCAUGUCUUGCUCUGUGCUUGAGCAUAAACCACACAACGUCGUUUCGCUGGAAGAAAGCGCCUCGGAUGCCAAAGAAGAAGUUGAGAACCUUUUGAAAAAAGUUAACAAAAGGGUUGAAACAAUCUCUGUGGGAAUCGAUGUAGCUGUAGCGAAAAGCCAAGAUAUAAAUUCCAGCGAAGAGUCGUGCAAGACCCAGAUUGAAACGUUUUUCACACAAUUGCAUGAGGAAAUCGAUGCCGAAAAGCAAAACAUGCUGGCGAUAACCGCAUCGACAACAGAACGCCAAAAAAGUGAAGUCGAAGAACCGAAGAAGGUGCUGGACCUCGCGCUCUCUACGUGCCAAAAUGGUGUGAAUUUUGCAAAGCGUACUCUUGAAAACGGAAAUGACGUUCAACUUUUGAACAUAAAACCAACCAUCACACAGUAUCUGGUUAACUUAAAAAGCGUGGAAGAUGAAAUCACUCCCAAAGUAGGAAACCCGGUUCGAUUUUUAAAAAGAGAAUCCCCAAUUCAGUUUUGUAAACAGUUAAUUAGAGACAUGUGUUCUGUCGAAGAGGUAGCUGUCUGUCCUGCAAAGUGCGAAGCGAAGUUUCUAGAUCCGACGCUUAAAGUCGGCAAGAAAUCGGUGAUUGUUGUAACAUGCAAGGACAAGGAAGGUCGGAUUAUAAGUUCGGGUUGUGGGAAAGAUAAAAUUAGGGUGACCCUCAAUGGUGUGCAGCUACAAGAUGCCAAAAUAUCAGAGAAGCAAGAUGGCACCCAUGAGAUUUCAUUUGUGGUAAACGAGCUAGGGACGUUCCAAUUUGAAGCAAAGAUCAAUGGCGUUGUGGCUCCAGCUUGUUCUCUUGAAGCAGAUGUGAAAUGGGAGUUAAGCGAUGUUCAUGGCAGUGGGUAUUUACGAAUGAAUAGACAGAUGGUCAACUGCAUGUCAGGAGAGAGUGAUGUGGGGAAGUAUUGUUUCAGAUUGGGAAAUAACCCUAUGAAGUCAGGUAUUGUGCAGUAUUUAAAGGAUAGUUUAUACAUUUUAUCUAUUGAAAGGCGGGGGGGGUUUCCCUAGCUGCAAGAAAUUGCCAUCCUGGGGCCGAUUAAUUUAAAAAGGUAGUUAAAGAUUAAAAUUAGUGCAUAACUAUAACCAAUCAAAAUCGCGUAUUUUAGAGUUUACUACUAUUUAACUAGGAACUCUCGAUUUCAGGAGCACAUCACUGGGAAGUCGAAGUCAGCCAUGCAGUACAAGACGAAGAAGAGUGUUUCCAAGAUCCAGAGGGCCCAACAUUUGAAGUUGGUGUCAUCGAAGCCGGCGGUGAUUAUUCUGAAGCCAGUAUCGUGGACGAAAUUACGAAGAAAUGGGUUUACUCUGGACCGG